Molecule: messenger RNA, 3118 nt
Organism: Schistosoma bovis
Lineage: Eukaryota; Metazoa; Platyhelminthes; Trematoda; Strigeidida; Schistosomatidae
Source: the annotation of a GenBank genome assembly
AUGCAAUUUUUGUUCGUACGAUUAAAUAUCCUUAUCCGAGUUCACGCUCGAUCGCACCCAGAUACAACAGACAGUUAUUCUGAUUUAACAUUUAACUUUGACUAUCAGACAGUUUGUAAUGGCACUCUUCAAGAUCGACUUACUCAAUCCAAGUUAUCUGGAUCCGAAAGCGAUGCAUUUGUUCAAGGAAGCAAGCAUACCAAUGGCUUAUCACAUAAAUCUUGUCAUUCUCAUAAUCUUUGUAGACGUCACAGCAGUCGUGUCAACCGACAGCAAUCUCACCAGUUUAGCAGAAUACCCUCAAAUGAUGAAAACAAUGAAUUUUUACCAGUCAGCUCUUAUUCAAACGAAGAAUAUCCCACAGAUAUAGAUAACUCUGAUUUGAAUUUAGCUCAUCUACUUUCAUUUGCAAACCAACAUACUGACGAAUUGUCGUGUUCAAUCUAUUCCACUUAUUGAACCACAAUGGAAGCAAUUAAUUACUAAUGAUCUACUUGUACUAAAUUGUCUAACUCGAUCAGAAAUUUUAUUAUCAUCAAGCAGUUCACUGGAAUUUACUGCACUUGUGGCCGAUUUGGGUUUAUGCUUGGAUUUGAGACAGUAGGUUUUUUUAUCUAUACAUAUCGUUACACUCGUUUUUUUAAUUUUCUCACAGUUUUAUUUUUGUAGACCAAGAUUUAUGAAUACGGAGUUAAAUUUAGUUCAGUUGUUCAGAAUAUCCAAAUACGUGUUUCAGCACUUCCUGUCAUAUCACCAUCAAGCCAAAUUGUCCGUUUUCAUUAUCCACCAAAUACUAAACACUAACUUUUACUCCUGUGUUUUUAAAACACCGAAGUAAAUGCUGAUUCGAAACGAUGGACAGGAGUUUAUGCUAAUCCACCGUGACUCAAUACAACGAGCAUUUGGACGCAACACUAAUUCAAAACCUCGAACUAGUUUUAAAUCAUUUCCGGCUACUUAGCAGUUAAAUGUAAUUGUUCGGUUUGGUAAUUUAUUAGUAAAGUUCUUGUCUCAUUUCACUUUUAUGGAUCAUGCAGAUACAGUUUCAGUCGUUUGAAACCCAUUUUAUGCUGCUCCUGAAUGUCUAAAUCGAGUAGCACCCUAUACAUUUGCUGCAGAUAUAUUCUCCUACGGUCUUUUGUUAUAUGGAUUAAUAACGCGUUUCCACAACGACUGCUCACUCAUACCCCGUACACCGGUAAUUAAUUACUUUUGUUUCUGGAUUACUGAAGUCUAAGAUAUGGAAGCUCAUUUGCAUCUAUAAUACUAAAACGUCUUGGCAUUUCUUAGUGUACGAAUUUCUUCAUUUUUUCGAAAAAGGUUUGUCCUUAAGGUAGUGCAAAUUCACAAUUGAUAAAAAAAGAUAAUCACAUGUAGAAUAGGUCAAUUGUAGAGGUGUUUGAGUGUAAGGUUAGCUAACAUUACAAACUGACUUCUGGUAAACAACCACUCUAAAACAUGAUACAUCUGGAUACCUGUUUCGCUUUAGUUUGGGACUUCUGAAUAAUACACACUUGUGACCUCCAAGCAUCAUGGUGACUGCGUUGUCUACAAUCCGCUUAGUUAGAAUCCAGUGAUCUCGAUUCAUACUUCAAACGGCAGUUAAUUCGCGAUUUCGCACAACUAUCACUCAAUACCAUCAAUCAUGUAUCUCACUCCCAACGUAGUUGUAUUCAUAAGUGGAUAUUAUAUUGGAUAGUCUGUCACGAAAAAAGCUUGGAAUGCAUUGGUAACAUUUCUGAUCACUAAAUGACAAACCGAUUCAUCAUUAAGUUAAUAUUGUUAGUUUACAAAAACUCACUGAAUAUCAGUAUCUUAGACUACAUAUAUAAUGUACAUAAUCAGCAGUAGAGUUGUCAGAAUAUUUGUACAACGAAAAUCUCAAAUGCUCCACUUGAAAUUAAAAUUUAGAAUUUAACUCAAACUCCAUGUACUCGGUUACGCGUUACACUCUAAGUUUGAGGGCUAAUGUUAAUACCUGAUUUCCCAAAUCAAAAUAGGUGAAGCCGGGCUCAAACCUGGGAGUUAGAUGCUAAAAGCCGAACACCCUAACUAUCAAGUCGUUCCACUUAGUCUAAUUGAUGUGAAUAAAAUGCCGUUUAACUUGAGACUAAAUUCCAUUUCCUUGUUUAUGGAACUGUCGUAUAGAUCACAUAUGUCUUGUUGAAAAGGAGAGAUGCUCCCUCACAAACACAUGUACAUAGAAAACCAACAUAGAUUGGUCAGAAUGCAAAUUCCCAUAGUCGAGUCCCAUUGGCUAGAAACAGGGACCUAGUUCGCUUUUUCCUUGAGGACUAGGCAAAUAUGCUCGCAUGACACAAAAUGUGAGGAACUACUUCAACUCAGACGAAUACUCAUCAGAAAUGGAUAUCCACAUUCAAACCAUAUUUUAGUCUAUCGCACUAUAAUUAAUAUUACUAGUAUUUUGAAUUGUUUGCUAUUAAUCCUGUUAACUUCGUUUCUUUCUGCUGAUUCAGUGUGGCGUCUUGUACCACGCUCUGUACUGAUAACGACGGAAUUGAUGGUGGUUAAUGACAAGAUGCGGAGCACUAGUUUCAACGCACGUGAAAACUUAUAGGUUGUAUGUAAUAAUACAUCGUGCCGCUUCAGGUAAAAAUAUAUUCUUUAGUUCAUUAGUGUCUUAAAUUCUGCGGUCCCUACGUAUCAGGUAGCUUUUUCAGAAAGUACAUAUCGGUGGCAAAAUUAAAUUGUCUUCUUAAGAUGUAAUAUUAACUAGCCAAGUUUGCUGUUCCCGUUUCCCUAAAAUAAAUUGGUUGGCAGGUAAAACGAUGAGUUUAAAUUCAUAGAUUACACCACUUAUGGUCGCACAUACUAUUGCAAUUUUACUGUAUUUUAUGCAGAACCUUUUCAGGAUAUUCAAACGUGCCAUCCUUGUCGUACAUACUAAGUACGCUUCAGAAUAAUCUGUUAAUCUAUCAGUCGUUUUAUUUGAUCUUAAAAGAAAGUAAUUUGUUUAGAGAACCGAGUCGAUUUAACAGAGAAGCCGAUAGUGUUUUUUAGUUUCCAACUCUAUCGAAGUUCAUUGUUUUGUUUCUGAAUGAGAACCCUUUUAUUUUCUUGUCUUGUAAAUUAUACUAUGCUACUUGCGUUCUCCAUA